AUAGAUGUCACGUGAUAGUCAUAUGGUGUCAAUAUUUCUUCACGGGGAUGAGGUGAUGGUAGAUAAAGAAAAGUAAAAAAGUAACUAAGACAAGAUGAGACCAGAAACCACAAAAGUUUUAACUUGCAUUUUUUUAUUCAAGGUGGUUUUCUUAACAGACAGAAGCUAUGGAGCAUAUUUGCCUAUAGUUGUGAAUACCUGGCCUUUCGUCAAUGCUACUUUUUCAGGUUGGAUUAAAAUUUUAAAAUAGUUCAUGUCAUAGGAAAUGAAUCAUGAAAAUGGCUCGAUGGGAAUUAAAUCUUUAUUUUAUUUAUUACUAGCCAAUAUACCCGGCGUUGCACGGGAAUGCAUUAGGACCCCAAUCCUGGUGUGACACCGAUCCCAUUGGAGCCCUAAUCCCAUUCUGACACCGAACCCGGCGCAGUCCCAUUUCCCAUUGUUAUCACGACCCCGGUGGAUCCAUUCAAGGCUGAGAUCCCGAUCCCAGUGGAUUCCCAUUUUCUGGUGGGAUCCUGAUCCAGUUUGGAUAAAGAUUAUGAUGGGAUCCCGACCCCUUUGUGAUCCCGUAUAAAAAAAAAUUACUCAGUUUUACCGAGAGAAUAGUAAACUCCGGGACAGUAUAGAAAUGAAUAGAACUAACUAAAAUUUCUUUAAUCCCUUAGAUCCCACUAUAUAUCCCCUUGGAACAAAAUUAGAAGUUUCUGGAACAUUCUAGAUUAAAUUUAAUAACCUGCUCGAAACAAGUGUAAAAACUACUUAACUAAUUAUUAUUCAAAUACGAUAAAAAUCUUAAACAAAUGCCAUAAUUAUAAUCCUUUUUCUUUUAAGUUUAUCGAGGGGCCCCCAAGGGGGGUGCAUUUCAUAACUGUAUCAAUUUUGUUAUGCCUAAGACAAGGGGCCCUAUAAAAAUCAGUCAGAUCAAUAAUAAAGUUAAAAUUAAAAAUUUGUCCCAUUAAAAUCUUCUUUAAAAUACCAUUGAUAUAGCUUUUUAAAAUUAUCGAACUUCCUGGAAAAUUCUAGAUUGGAUAUUCUUAGUUUUAAAUCCACCGAUAUUUCAGUAGGGACUAAGAAGGUUAUAGCUACAAAGCUAGACCUAGAUCCCCCAAUUCACAUAGUACCUAUUGUUUUGUCUAAGCCUAUUGAUAUUUAUGUAGCUUAUAUACAUAUAUAAGGAAAAAUGAAAUUGGGCCCCCAGCCCCAGAGAGAUGGAUAUUAUGAGGUCAGUACCCUUGGGUAUUUAAAUAUAGAUGUAUGUGUACUGUGUACUAAGUUUGGUCAAGAUCCAUGUAUUCAUGGAGAAGUUUUAAGCCUAUUGAUAUUUAUAGAGCUUAUAUAAGAAAAAAUUAAAUGGGGCCCAAGCGAGGUAUGGACAUUAUGAGUUCAGCACCCUUCGGUAUUUGAAUAUGGAUAAUCAAAUGUAUAUGUUCUAAGUUUGGUCAAGAUCCAUCCAUUCAUAUAGGAAUAUUGUUUAGUAAUUUUAUUUAUAUAGCUCAUAUAUGGAAAAAAAACGAUUCGGGGCCUCCGGUCCCAAACCGAAUGUUAUAAAAAGUUCAUAACCCCUUAUGAGUUCCUUCUGGAUCAUGAUGGAUAUAUGUGCCAAGUUUGGUCAAGAUCCAUCAAUCCAUGUAAAAGCCUUCGUGGAACAAACCCACAAACAUCCCCACAAAUUUCACUUUUAUUAAUGUAUAUGAUUUUAAAAUUAAUAAGUUUAGUAAACUUUAGGUCUAACCCCAUUGUCAUUAAUUAGGGCUUACAUUUAAACUUUAAGUUAUAAUAGUGAUAGUAGAUGACUAAGUGGUACUAGGAGGAGGCUUUUAGAUACUGGCACUGGUAAUAGUAAAUUAAGUAAUUAGUAAUUUGAGUCAAGUGUAAGUGAGUAAGCCUAUUCAGUAUUCAUUCAGACAGCUAAUAAAUAAUGCUUGGUUUAAGUUGGAUUGGAUAGGCCUUUAUUGAAAAUAAAAGCCUCCUUUGAAACUCUUGCAUUUUAGACUAAAUUGUGUACAGAAUUUUUGCUUUGCAGCAUUCUACAGACCAGACACACCUGUAAUAAAUUUCAUAAACCCAUUGCAAUGUGAUUUCCAAAUAAAACUAUAUAAUAAUUAUACAAUAUACAGUAAUAUAUAUUAUUAUAUAAACAUGACACAGAACGCCCAAUGAAACUGAAAGUAGCGAAAAAAAUUCAAGCAUUGAAAUUAUAACUACAUUUUCAUAAUUGUAUAUAUAGCUUGGGAAGCAUUGCUCAGUGGAGUAAGUGCAGAAGACAGUCUUGUCAUUGGUUGUACAACAUGUGAGAAGCUCCAAUGUGAUGGAAGUGUUGGAUUUGGAAGCAAUCCUGAUGAGUCUGGAGAGACCACUCUCGAUGCAAUGAUAAUGGAUGGGUAAACAAUUUAUUAAUUUAAUGAGUAUUAUCCUUUUUAUUUUCCUAAGCCGCUUAAGGAUUUACUUUUAUUAAAAGUAUUUUAAUGUUUUCUAUUUCGUGAUAACAAAAUUAGCUUAGAGCCUUGUUGAUGAUAAAUCUCUCAUGUUCUUGGGACCUUCUGCCAUGGCCGGUCCCAAGCCCAGAUGCAAAAGGAUGAGGGUUGGCGUGAGGACAGCUACCUCACCCGUAAAAAACAAACUGCUACAGAAACAUCAACAAGAAGAAAAAACCAAACAUUUCAGCCCUGAAAAAAGAGGGCUUUUCUUCCGCAAGAAGAGUUAUGAAGCCUUGCAGCCAAAGCCAGGUUAUACUGGUAGCCUCAAAGAAGAGGAACUUCCUUUCAAAGGCAAUAAACAUAAGCUUAUGGAUUUUUAGGACUAUGUAUGAAACAGGAAAAUCAGCACAAGUGGUGGCAGAAAUGAGAACAUACAAACUCACACUGCUUGGCAUCUGUGAAACAAGAUGGACAAAAGCUGGACAGUUAACUUCGGCCUCAGGAGAAAUACUAAUAUACUCAAGGCAUGAGGAUGAAAAUGGUCCACAAACACAAGGAGUCGCGCUCAUGAUUACAUGGAUGGCACAAGAUGCAGUGAUGUGAUGGGAAGCCCAUGGCACAAGAAUUAUUACAGCAACUUUCAGAACCAAAAAAGAAAAUAAAUUUGAAUUGUAACACAGUGCUGUGCACCCACCAACGAUAGCAAGGAAGAUGAAAAAGAAGCUUUCUACAAUAGACUACAAGCAGUUCUGGAGAAAUUUACAGGUAUAAAUCUAAAUAUCUUACUGGGAGAUCUAAAUGCUAAGAUUGUAAAGAAAACAGUGGAAACAAAGAAAUUAUGGCGCGCCAUGGUAUAGGAGAAAGGAAUGAGAACGGUGAAAGACUGGCAGGCUUCUGUGUGGCUAAUGAGCUUGUUAUUGGGGAAGUGAUUUUCAGCAUAAAAUUGAGAAUAUCCACAAAGUAACUUGGUUGUCCUCCAACAACAAGACACAAAACCAAACCGAUCAUACAUGUAUUACAAAAAAUUUAGAAGGUCUCAGCAAGAUGUACGAGCAAAAAGAGGAGAUGAUGUCACAUCAGAUCACCAUCUUGUUUAUGUAAGACUCAAGCAAAGACUGAAGAAAAACUGGGAAGAGCCAGCUGCUAGAAGACUAAAAUACAACAUAGCACUUCUGGCAACUGAGCAGAAACAAGAGGAAAUCAGUGCUACCUUGAGAAAUAAGUUCCAGGCACUGGAAGACCAAACAGAAGAUGACCAGAUAGAACAUAAAUGGGAAAAUAUAAAGAUGUCAGUAACAUCCAAAUGCAAAGAGGUAUAUAAAGACCAGUGAAUCAAAAACAACAGGGCUGAGAAAACGAAAGCAAAAGUGAAAUAUAAAGAAGCAAAUUGAAGGGUAAAAAACAGAAUAAAAAAAGAUACAAGUUCUUACAUAGAUGGUCUAGUGUCAACAGCAGAAGAAAUAGCCAGAAAGUGAAACCUGAAAGAGCUCAAUGACAUAACUAAAAAGCUCUCAGGAAGAUACAAGAGGCCAUAGUGAACUGUUAAAGAUAAGGAAGGUGGAUCAAUAUAAAUGAAUAAAAAGAACAAAAAAUAUGGGUGGAAUACUUUUAGGUAUUACUAAAAAGACCUCCACCCACAGACACACCAGACAUACAACCAGCAAAUGAAGACUUAGAAAUAGAAGAAAGUGUCCCAAAUAAGGAAGAAAUAGCGCUGGCUAUCAAACAACUCAUAACAGGGCAAGCAUAUGGACCAGAUACCAUCAGAACUAAGAUGAUGAGAGCAGAUAUAGAUACAAUAGUCAACAUGUUACCCCGUCUGUUUGAAAGGAUAUGGGAAGAAGAAAGAGUUCCAAAAGAUUGGAAAGAAUAAUACCUUGUCAAGAUACCAAAGAAAGGGGAUCUCAGCAACUGCGCAAACUUCAAAGGAAUUACACUGCUGUCUGUACCUGGAAAGAUCUUUGACAGAAUUAUUUUGAACAGAAUGAAGGACCAGGUUGAUGGGCUUCUUUGCGCCAAAACAGAUCAUGCACAGAUCAAUUGCAAUACUACAAAUCAAUGUAGAUGGGGUACCAGGAAAACUAGACAGGAUCAUUCAGAGUUCUUAUGAAGAAGUGACAUACACAGGGUGGUACAUGAAGGUAGACUCAUAGAUGCCUUUAAAGUAGAAACAGGAGUCACACAAUGAUGUCUCUUUUCCCCAUUCCUAUUCAUCCUUGCCAUUGACUGGAUAAUGACAAAAUAUACAGACAAAAAAGAGGAACAGGAUACAGUAGAAACCCUGGGAACAACUGAAUGACCUAGACUUUGCAGAUGACAUUGCAAUUCUGUCCCACAAUCAGGAACAAAUGCAAGAAAGACUAACCACCUUUUCAGCACAGCUCGGACUCAAUAUAAAUAAAAGCAAGACAAAGAUCAUGAAGGUAAGCUCAGCCAACUAAGACCAUAUUUUUCUGGCAGGAAAUGCACUUGAAGAAAUGGAGAACUUCAUAUAUUUAAGCAGCACCCUUGACAUAAAUGGUGGAUCCAAAGCAGAUAAACACUUGCCUUAGAAAGAUCCUGUUUAUCAAAUGGCCAAACACCAUCCCCAACAAAGACUCACUGGAAAGAACAUACCAGGAACCUAUUGCUGAAGGCAUCAUAAGGAAAAGAUGGAGAUGGAUAGGGCAGACUCUCCACAAACCCCCAAAUAACAUCACCAGACAAUCAAUGAGAAGAAAACCGAAGAAUACAUGGAGACACGAGCUAGAGGCAGACACUCAAAGCAUGGGAUAUACCAGGAAGCAAGAGGAAAGGAAAGCACAGGACUGAGAUGAAUGGAACAUUUCUUGUGGACAACCUGUAAGAUUACCUAGAACCCACUCUGACCUUGCUGUUAGGUGGUUAUAGCUCUAUUUUGUCUAGGGUAAGGUUCUGGCACUUGUCUAGUUCCACUAGACUAUCGAAAACUUGUUAUCACAACUCUUACUAAAGGCAACAAAUUACUCUUAAUGAUGAUAACCCUUCUUCUUUAAUCACAAGAUCUGCUAACACUGCAACUAGGCAUUAUUAUUUCACAACAGUCACUCUCUCUGAAUGCAGUAACAGCUUUGAUCAUCUAAAAUUCUGGAACCCUAACAAACACUACUAAUGAAUUACAAGAACUGACGAGCACUAUGAAAACUAACUAAUCUUUUCAUGGUCACACUAUAUCCUUCUCACAUUUUUAUCACCAUUCACCAUAUCACAUUUAGAUCUCAGAAUUCUUUUGAAAAGCACAACUAAUGAUCAAAACAAAGUUCGCCCUAGAUCUAGAAUUCUAGCACCUUGACAAUUAAUAUUAAUCUUUUUCUUUAGAAUUUACCUUCUAUUUUUAGCUUUCCUUCAAUUAAUACAAUUUAAAUUUGUAGGUACCAGUGUGAUAUUUAUUUGAAUAUUUUCAGUGCAACUUAUGCUGUGGGUGCAGUUGGAGACCUGAGAAGAGUUAAAAAUGCCAUUGGAGUUGCCCAAGCUGUAAUGCACUAUACUGAUCAUACACUCUUGGCGGGCGAGUCAGGUGAGUUUAAUAUAAAAAAAAAAUUGGUUCAGACAAUUAAAACAAAUAAUAUUUUGAAAUGUUCUUUCAAGGUUUUAAUUAGGUCUGUUUGGCUCACUAAUACCUAGGUAAGUUAAUUAGUUUUACAAAAAAUAAAUUUAUAAGAUUCACAUGUUCAGUGGAGUAGGUUUUCAAAACGAAGAAGAACAAUUUAAUUAUUGUUUGAAGUUCUUCAGAGAAAUCCAUUUGUUUAACACCCAAGUGGGGCUGAGUUAAAAUAAGAGGAUAAAGAGUAAAUUAAUAUAUCAUCAAAAUGUAACUUUCUCCAUGUGUAACUUUUUUUACAUAGCAACAAAAUUUGCAAUAGAGAUGGGAUUUAAAGAAGAGUCACUUGCUACCAAUAACUCACAAAACAUGUAUGCCUCAUGGCGCAAAAACAAAUGUCAGCCAAAUUUUAGACAGGUCAGUAAUUUAUGUCUUAAUUUUGUUUUUAAUAAGCAAAAAACACAAGACAGAUCAAAAUGUUAUUAUAUGUUUUACCUUUAUUGUUGUAAAAAAGGUAUUUAUGUCUCUUUUUUUUUUAGUGAUAUAUUAUAUCUUUUGAUUAUUUAAUGGUGAACAGUUGUCAAAUUAUGAUAUCAGCUGAAAGUCUCUUUUAAUUCUUGGUCUACAUUAUUAAACUGAAAAAUAAAAUAAUUGUAAAUUUCACAUACAAUUUGGCUGAAUGGAGUAAGCUCAUAAGAUGCAGAAAUCAAAUAAGAAAUAAUAAUUUAGAAAUAUUCAUAUAUAUACAUGGCUCAUUAAUACCUAGGCAAGUUAAAUAUAUAUAGAUAGAUACACAAAUAAAUAAUAGAGUAAUAUUGUUUCAAAAUUUAUUAAUAAUUAUAAUUAUUGUGCUUUAUAUUAAUUCCAGAAUGUACAACCUGAUCCAAAGGCAAACUGUGGUCCUUACUCACCUCUUCCUCCUCCAUCAUUCAAAGGGACUUGGUUGAAUAGCUUCAGCAAACAGUAUCAUUACUCUAGGAAACCCCACAAAGACAUUAAGCGAAAUAAUCAUGACACAAUAGGGAUGGUUAUCAUUGACACCAGUGGGCAUGUGUGGGCAGGAACGUCAACAAAUGGAGCCAAUCACAAAGUUCCUGGGUAGGUCUUCUUUCUGAUAGUCUCUGAAUUUAAUCAGAAAAUUAAGUCAUAUUUACACUUUUUACUUUUUAAAGUUUUUUAAUGUAUAGAGUAGUUUUAAAAAUGUAUUUUUAAUUUUUUUUUAAAUAAAUGAAUUCUUUUCAGGCGUAUUGGUGACUCCCCUGUCAUGGGCGCUGGAGCUUAUGCCAGCAACAGGGGUGGGGGAGCAGCUGGGACAGGUGAUGGAGAUGUGAUGAUGAGAUUUUUGCCCAGGUAAGGCACGGAUGAAUAAGUUGUGAAAAAUUUAAUUACGUUAUGUAAUGGCACAUAACCAAAAGUUUUUUAUUUUUUGCAAUAAUUUUAUUCUUAAAUUUAAGGAAACUACUGUUACAUUAAAUUAGUUUAUUAGAAAAAUUAUGAGCAAGGAGUUUUGGACUGGAGUGGCCAAGCUGCCCAGUACAAAGAUAUUUUAUUUGAGGUGGGUUAUUUCUUUUCAGACGCCGUCAUGGAUAAUCUUACAAUGAGACAGUCAUGAAACUAACGAUAAUUUAAAAAUCUAAUUUACAAUUAGACAAAAUAUUAAGAAUAGAUUUAAAGUUAUGAUUCGAUUUGCCACAAAACAGAGCAAAUAUAAGUGAUUGAAAUGUUGUUUUGUGAUCUUGUAGAAGAGAUAAUGUAUGUGGUCAAGUGGAUCGGGCAAAUGGUUAAAUGGAUCAGGUAAAUGGUCAAAUGGAGCGAGAGCUUCCAUUUUUAGAUUGGGGGGGGGGGGUUUACUUCAGCUUAAUUAAAAAAAAAUUUGUUUGGUUUGUUAAAAGAGAUUUUAAAAUUAGAUUAUUGUAUGAGUCAAUUGUUACAAAUGUAAUAUUGUCUUGAAGUUGACCAACAUAUAAAUAUUCUCAUUUAUUAUUGUGUAGUAUUUUAAUAAUACAUUAUGUGUUUUAAAAUGGCUCAUUAAAAAAAAAACAGUACAUAACAAAGGGACCAUUGAUUAAAUAUGAGAAAGAAUGAUAACCCAACUAGUGUUAAUUUCAAGUAAAAAUUUAUUGAUAUUAACAAUGCUGGUAUAAAAGUACAAAAUCAAAUAUAUAGAAAUAAAAACCCUAUAAACUUACAGCAUGUAUAAUAAUAGAAAGCUAAAAUAUUCAUUUACACACCCAGUGAAAAUCUUGUAGGUCUUGAGUGUCUUGUGGCUCAACCAGCUGACCAUCAUGUGUAUAGUCUAGGGGGAGAGGUUUCCAGAAUUGAAACUCUAGCUAGAAGGUCAAGCGAGUUUUCUCUAUAUUGACCUGUCUAGUAAAAUGUAGAGAAGCAGUGAUUGGAUGAUGACUCGCCAAAACAAGGACAAGUUAAUUGGUGUUGACAGUUACAAAAACAUAAGGGGAGAUAAUUCCACAGCCUACUUGAAAUAAAAACUCCGCUGUGAACCAAAAAUAGGGUAAAAAAGUCUACAACUCAGGGGUAUAAUAAUAUAAUUUAUAAAAUGGUGCUUUACUCAAAUCAGGUUGCUGACCCCUAACUUAAAGAAUCGAUUUCAACCAUAUAUCAGUCGCUCAUUAACUUAUCUGUGACAUUUAUAAUUAUUGAGGAAAGUGGAGAUUUAAUGUGCAAGUAUUAUUGUAACACAGAAACAGUUCUGGUAGCCCAUAUAUCACUAGCAGAAAUCCCAAUGUUUGCAAGUAAUCAUAAAUGCAAUUAUUUCACAGCUUCCGAGCAGUUAUUGAAAUGGAAAGAGGUCUGUCCCCUAAUGAAGCUGCCAAGGUUGCCAUGGUACCCAUUAUCGAAGCUUACCCAAGCUUCAGUGGAGCUUUAGUAGCUGUCAACUUAACAGGCCAGCAUGGUGAGAUUACUAACAAGGAUUUUUUUUAAAGUUUACAAUUUUUAAAUUAAAUGGCUUAAUGCUAAAGACUUUGAUUCACACAAAUAAACACAUGCAUUGCAUCUAAAUCAAUUUUUCUUUGACAUUUCAGGGGCUUAUUGUCAUGGCUUCCAGUCAUUUCCAUACAGUGUAGCAUCCCCUGAACAUAGCACAGUACAAGUUGUAAAUGUCAAAUGUUCAUAGCAGGAAAUAUUAGAUAAACUAUCUCAAGUUUUCUUUUAUAUUAAGAAUGGAAGUUUUCUUCUUGUUUUUUGUAAAUACAUUUUUUAAUUGUCUUUCACUUUUCUAAAAAUAAAUCUUCUAUAAUGAAUGAAAAAUAUAUUAUAUCAUGUAUAACUGCAAGCCUGGUAAAAAAAAAAAACUUGUAAUUUAUAGUAAUCUUUUUAAUUUUAAGUGUAUUAAUUUAUUUAAAUUAAAAAAAUGUGACCACUUAAAAUAUAGGAUAGAAAAUGUAGUUAAUAUGCACUUAUUAAAAAUGUUAUUUAUUAUAUAGAAUUAUGUAUUAAGUGUUACCUUGACUUUCGAACCGCUCUACAUUUGAACUUUUCAAGAAACAAACUUUGUACACAGCCCAUUUAGACCUCUCCAUACAAACCUAGAUUAGAGAUAUGAACUGUGAUGCACCAUGAUGUUGCCCUCAAGCUGUACCCGUGGUGUUUGUUUUCACAUCACAUUUAUCUGAAAUAUGACACGACGAGGGAAUUGUGCAUGCAUGCUGCCUGUAAAUAUUUUCUUUUUUUGUCUAUCUAUUUGGGUAUUUGUGUAAUCAAACAAUACAAGUUUUUUUAGGUUUGUUUUGAAUGUGUCUACUUUAUGUAUGUAUUUCUUUCUGGACAAAUGGGUCUGUGCGCAUGUGGAGAGGUACAUCAGGCAACACUGCUUAAGUAUGGCGGACUGUGUAGAUAUCAGACUCUUCACUUCUUACGCAGAUAGAUCUAAGAACAUAUUGUAAUCAGUACUAGUGUGAUUAGAAUAAUUACUAAAUUGUCACAGGCUCUGCCGCAUGUUAUUCACAUCACCAAUUUAAUUGAAGGUAAUAGUCAUACUACAUGCACGUGUAUCAUGCAAAACCAAAAAUUUGAUAAAUAAAAAUUUGUAAUGGUAUACAAUAUGUAUAUUUAUUGUCUGCAAUGCUCUUUCUCACUCCUGAUCGAUUUCUUUACAUUUUCUUAAUUUAGGUGAAAGUAGUUCUUUUUUAUUACUUGAUUUUUUAGCUAUUUUAAUCUGAGAAUGGAUUAAUUAUUUCCCAUAAGAUGUAAUGGAAAAUUGGGUUCCGGGAUACAAACUCAGUCAUGAACAAAUUAAGUUCAUAAGUCGAGGUACCACUGUAUAUUUUUAUUAUUAUUUGUUCAUAUAUAAAAUUGGAUUAAAAACAAAAAGCAUUCCUCUGUUGAAUCUAAUAUUAGUGGUGUUGUUUCUUUUUCCUUUGUUAUCAUCUGAAUUAUUUUUUAU
Lymnaea stagnalis (great pond snail) is the source of this 10378-nucleotide messenger RNA. Lineage: Eukaryota; Metazoa; Mollusca; Gastropoda; Lymnaeidae. The record is from the annotation of a GenBank genome assembly.